Lytechinus variegatus (green sea urchin) is the source of this 6924-nucleotide messenger RNA. RefSeq lists its product as uncharacterized. Gene Ontology annotation, biological process: activation of GTPase activity. Gene Ontology annotation, molecular function: guanyl-nucleotide exchange factor activity; protein binding. The record is from RefSeq and is a predicted model, not a curated record. Bases 423 to 6131 code for a protein of 1902 amino acids. Lineage: Eukaryota; Metazoa; Echinodermata; Echinoidea; Temnopleuroida; Toxopneustidae. The transcript has 23 exons.
GACUAACAACUGAGGACUUCCAACCAAAAUAUCAUUACCGCUCACCUUAUCUGCCUGCGAUAUAAAAAAAAAACUACUCAUCUGUAAUAGCUCUAUGUUUGCAGAAAGUUGCUGGAUCGGAAACUGGGAAACUAAGUUUGGAUAAACAGAAAUAGGAAUUCUGCAUGUUUCAUUCAUCUUACUGCCUGCAUGAAACCACUCCUUUCAAUUCCUCACUUCAAGUUGACGAUCGGAUGAUAUUUGCCAAUAUCGAACAGAAGAAAGGUGUCUGACGUCUCUGUUAGUGGAAGCAACGCCAGUGGAGAUCGCAAGUUCACAUCCACCUCACUCGUCUAAAUACCACACAAUAUGUGGCUCUAAUAGACUUCGGCAUGGUUUUGGCUUAAUAAAGAAUCCUCCCCUACAACCACAAGGCACAAUGCAUGGAAGAUAUCAUGUCAUCGACCGGAGCCAUUGACGCGAUGUCGGAGGAAAUCAUCAAGCCGGCCCAGCAGUAUGAGAGCGCAAAAUCACCGGCCCCCACGGUGGUGUCUGUCACCGGCAUUCCAGACAGGGCAAAGGUCACAGAGAGAGGAAGUGACAUCGUGACAGGACCCAGCGAGACUUCCUCUACCACUUCGGAGAUGACUGGUACUUCUGGGGAGAUUGGAGGCACUGGUGUCAUUGGUGGGAUAGCCAAUGAUAAACAUGGUAGGAAAAACCCUCUAUCGCCUUCACAGCAGCGCAAGAAUGCAGGCGGGAACACCACUGGUAGUGGGUCAGAGACAAAAACAAGGGUGGGACCACCACCAAAGCUUCCUCCAAAACCUCCUGGAUUGCUAGAGAAGGUCAAGGAAUUUGGAAAAGGACCUCCUGUGAAACAGAAACCAGCCGUGCUUCCAAAAGGAAAGGGUACCAAGGAUCAGUCCACGAGUAGUUCACAAGAACCUUUGAGUCAGGAUAGACUAGGAAUGACAACACUGAAUAGUACAAACUCUUCCAACAGUGUGAAGGACACUGGAGUUUCCAGUGAUGCACCAUAUGUUGGUAAACCUAGUGGCAGGAACUCUCCAAAACCAAGCCCAGGAAUGAAGCCGCCUCCACCUCCUCCUGCACUUCGUAGCCCUGUCGCAGUGACACGCUCGCUGGCAGGGCAAGUGAAUCAAGCAAAACAACUCCAUGAUGGUAUUCAACGCACCUGCAGCUCACCACCCGCAUCUUCAAACAAAACCGCAAAUGUGACUUCCUCUAUAGACUCUGAAACCAAACACAGUACUGAACAUCCACAACAACCCCCCAAGGUCAUGUCUAGGGUGCAUAACAUUCAGGACCACCUAACACACCCUCCCACAGAAGCCCCAGUGAUAACCAAGAAACUCUCUGUCCUAGAUCAUCACAUCAAAGUGCGGGAAAGAGCAGCUGUAUUCGAGAAAAUUGUUCAGGGCAUAUCGGAGGAGACAAGUAUUGUCUCUCUGGAUAUAGAUGCUGCAGGGGGUAGGAAACGUUCUGCAAGAAAGCCGGAUGGGCCGAGUUCUCCAACUCUAAGUGCUGCCAGCGGGUCUGGAAGCUUUGUGGAGAAAGAAGGAGUGGACUCAACUCAUAAAAGUUUAUUGGUCAAGACAGAAUCAUUACCAGUGACUGGGCCUUCUCUUCCCAUUCCUCGCCCAAGAAGUAAUAGAACAUUAAUCACAGACUCUAACAAUGGAAGUAUUCAUAGUAAAGCUAACCGUCCAGUCCCCCAACCAAGAAUAAGCCUUGUUCUUACAGACAAUACUGAUCCCAAUGUAGCUGCAGAAGCAUCAAACACUGACUCAGCAAAUCCUGAUGAAAUUUAUGAUGAAGUAUGUGAAUUUGCUCGUAGUGAUGAUAUCAUUGCGUCGUUGGCAAACAGGGAAAGCGAAGUUAGCAUGUGUACGGUGAGAUCGUCCGGUCAGAAUGAAGCAACGGAAAACAUUUAUGAGGAUACUCUCCUGCCCGAUACCUACAUGGAGAGCAUCCCUCGUCUCCCCCCUGAACCCCCUUCCCCCAGUCCUACCCCUCUCCAGAACACCUAUCAGCGCCAAUUUUCCCCCCUUCUCCCUAAGAGAGGGCCCCCCAUGAGAAGCGCAGCAGCAAAGGAAAUGGUCGUGACUGAUGAGUCGGCAUCGCGUGAACGCGGAAGCAUCUACGAAGUCUGCCUUUCCGAGGAUGACCAGAGUGACGAUAGAACAGCAUUGGUAGCAGACACAACAACGACAGAGGACCAAGUAACGCACCAGGAAAUGCCCGCUCAAACACCAGGGGAUCAAAUUAUACCUUCCAAAGAUGAAGAGGCUGAAGCCAGUCUGGGAACCCAGAAGAUAUCUCGACAGAGGAGAAUUAAGAAAAGUGCCUCACUCAGCUUCAAAAUGAGAAAAUUAUCAAUCCGUAAAUAUGUGGCUUCACUGCAGCAGAGGGUUGCCGUCAAGAUGCGCUCGGCGGAGGGUUCUGGCUUGAUGCAGAGGAGGAAUGGAGACUUGAAGAGACAGGGACGCUCCUUGCAAGACAUCAACCAAGUGAGAGAUGCAGAGAAAGAUCAGAAGGCAGAAGAGAAUGGAGUAAAUGAUGUCGUGCAACCAGUUGCACGUGAAGAACUAUACAUGUCUCUGUGCGAUGACCAAGGAUCAGACGGCAACGAAUAUGAAGAGGUGCCUACCAUGGUGUCAUCAGAGGAGGAACCUGAGAAAGAAGAAACAGCUGUGGUCAUGGAGAUGUCUUCUACCGUAGAACAACUGAAGGUUGACAAGGAGGAAGUCACUGAAACACAGGAGGAAACAAAGGCUGACUAUCUUUACAUGGAAUUGGAAGAAGAGAGGAAAGACUCUAUCGAUGACAUCCCCGAUGGCAACAUCCGAGACCGCGCCAAGACGAGUCCAGAGAGUGUCCGAGCUGCCGGAAGACAAAAAAUGAAGAAGAAGCGAUACAGUGAGGGUGCCUUUGAGGACUUUGUACCAUUGUUCUUCAAGAAGGAUGAUCCCGAAGAUGGGGAGAGUACAAAGGACCAAGUUCCGAGAAGUAAGUCUCAGGGUUCCAUCUCGGACGCUACCAGACCUCUAUCUGUUUCGACAGCAGUGAUGGAAGACAUCCGCUUGAUCCGCGCAGAACUCGACCGAAGGAAUGCUCGAAGGCUGGAUGACGAGAAAGAGGAAGAGGAGAAGGCGGCGCAGUUGGAGUCCCUUGAUCAGGCUGAUGGUGAAGAUACUGAUUCGUAUCAGUAUGUGACUGAGGUAAACUUUGGCAACGAGAACAUGUCCUCGGACGAGAGUUCCGACUAUGAGCAAGUCACUGAUGAUAUGAAGCAUGGCCAAACCUCUGGUGCAUCCUAUGACCUUGAGGAACAUCGUAGAACUUUGUCACGAGAGGAAUCAAAUGUGAGUGGUGGUAGCGCCACCAGUGAUUACCUGAUGCUCUUUGAAGAUUGGAAGGCUGUAGAAGAGAACGGGCUGAUUGCAAGACGCAACAAGGGUUCUAAUGAGAAGAAAGAGAGGAGAAGAGUCUUUGCAACGGAUUCAUCAUCUUCUGAUGCCAACAUGACCCAGAGCACAACUCAAGGAUCUUUGGAUAUACAAGAUCUUUCUGAUUCACAGAUGAACGAUGAAAAUGCAGUCUAUAGAUCAUUCGAUGCCCCCGGUAGCCCAGAGACUCACCCAAAUGGGCACAAGAUGCUGAAACAAGGAGGAAUAUCAUUACCCGGGUUAGAGGUGACCCCGCCCAAGAUAACACAUCCAGAAGAAGCCCCGCCCCCACCGCCUCUCAUGAAGAAAACAUUGGAAAAGGCAAGUCUGCCGGUUUCACCAAGUGGAUUUUCAAGAAAACCUUCCAGAUUCGUCGGUAAAGAACCUUUGUUCCAGAUUUACCAGGCUGAUCUACGAGUCAGGGAUUCCAAGGUGAUCCUGAGGCCGCGAGCCGCCCGUCGGAGCAAGAAGCCUCCGUUACCAGCCAGGCCGUACCUCGCAAACAGGAAUCAGCCGCCACCACUACCCCCUCACCACCCCCAGGGCAAUAAGCCAAGUCUUCCAGCCGCACCACCCCCACCCCUUCCAGCCAGGAACAAUUCAAACAUGUCCACUGUAUCAAACAUAUCAAACAUCACCAACAAAUCUCUCGCGUCAACAAACUCAUCAAAUAUCUCGCAAAAUGCUUUCAGCACAGAGAUCCGCUCUUCCCUACAGAAAGAGCUCUUCACGAAACUCAACACGUCUUCGGAGACACCAAAGAUCGAGAACUUCACACCAAUCAACAACAAUAUCCGCUCAGGCGACAGUCAUAAGAUUAUGGAUAACAGUCGUGCCUUUAGCGGGAACAGUGUGUCUGAAAACGCUAACGUCGACGUGGACGAAAUGGAGGAUCCCACGUACAUGUCGGGCAACGACGAGGGGUCGUCGUCGAUGUAUUCUUGCGAGGAUGAAAGUUUGAGUGAGAUGGAUAGGAAUAGAACACAUGGGAGUAGUAUGGAGACAAGAUCCUCACAGCAGUCAGGCGAGGGCGCCAGUGACGAGGAUCCUAUUUAUCAAGGAGGAUUAGGGGAUCCGAUAUACCAACCAGGAAUGGAAGAUGGAAUAUAUCAGUCUGGUAUGGAGGAUCCGACCUAUGGCGGAGGAGAAGGUGAGGACGAUGGUUAUGAUGAAUUCGAUGAUGACUUUGAUGACGACGACUACUACACCCCACCGUCACGUGAUGGUCCGGUCCGAGAGGGCAGCGUUGUAUUAAGGUCAUACUGGUGUGAGCUACCUGAGGUCGUCAGUAGCGGACUCUUACAGAAUCUUACACCGGAGGAGAAAAAAAUGCAAGAAGCAUUGUUUGAAAUCAUCACCUCAGAGGCCUCCUACCUGAAGAGUUUGAAUCUGGUAGUCAAUCACUUCUUUGAAGCACCUGGCCUACUGCCACCAAACGGUGUACUCAAGAGACCAGAGCACCACUCUCUCUUCUCAAACAUCAAGACUGUGAGAGAUAUCAGUGAAAGACUUCUCCUUGACCUGGAGCAGCACCAGCAAGAGAGCAUACUCCUUAGUGAUGUAUGUCGGAUCCUUCUCAGUCAUCUCAAAGAUCAACGCUUUGAACAGGGCUUUGUCACUUACUGUGCAAAUAACCAGUACCAAGUCAGGAUGUUAGAUCAGUUCAGGAAUAAUGUAGCUGUAAUGAAUGAGAUUCGAGAGUUAGAAGCCAGUCCUGAAUGUUGCUGUUUAGAUCUUCUCUCAUUUCUCAUGCUACCAUUCCAGAGGAUAACAAGAUUACCAUUGCUGCUGGAGGCCGUAAUAUCAAGAGCACCUGAAGGAAGUGAUAUGAUGUCUCAUGCUGUAGAUGCAUUCACUGCUGUCAGAAAGAUGGCAGAGAAGUGCAAUGAAGAAGCCAAACGCAUGGAGAUGAUUGAGGAAGUCACCAUUCUAGCCAGGAUGUUGGAUUUCAAAAAGGAUGUCAAGAAAAUGGACAUUUCUCAGAGCUCAACGAUCGUCAAACGAGGUAUGCUGGACAGCAUCAUCUAUCAGGCCAACAUUCUUGGAGGAAAGAAGAAACCGACAACUAAAAGAAUUUACUGCAUUGUAUUCACUGAUAAAGUACUACUCGCCAAAGAAAAGGUCAAAGGAGAGCAGAAGAGGUUUGAUGUAAUUGACUGGUGCCCUAGGAACCUGGUCCAAGUGACGGUGGUGGACCAACCCAACAUGUGUUCGAAGUUGAUAGACGGAGUUCCCCCAGACUGUCAUUGUAUCUUCACACUCAACCUACUGCAGAACAACCAGAGGAAGACCAAUGAAUUCAUCCUCAAUGCAAAAUCAUUGAGUGAGCGUCAGAGAUGGAUGGAUGCUUUUUGCCCACCGACAGAGACAGAAGAUGGAGAAAGGAUCUAUGAGUCAUGGGAUUGUCCUCAAGUUAUUUGCAUGACCAAUUAUGAAGCCACUGAUCGAGAUGAACUGACAUUAGAACAGUCAGACAGAGUGGAUGUCUACAAGAAGAUUGAUGGUUGGUACGAAGGACAACUGGUCGGUAGACGAGAGCGGGGUUGGUUCCCGGCGUCGUGCGUACAGGAGGUGGUCAACGACCACGUGAGGGCGCGUAUCCUCAAGAAACGACACAAGAUCCUCUCCAUGUGUGAAGAGCAGAUAAGACUAGCAAUGGCCGGCCCAAAAGUCAAAUGAGAAAUGUCACUCGAUGUGGGUAAUGUUAGAAAAUAGGGCAGGAGAGGGCGGUCUUGCAUGAUUUCCUGGAACCUGUAACUUCCUAACUAAGAGUUUGACCCAUGGAUCAAAUAAAUUGAAAGGAAAAGCAAUGCAGCAAGGCAAUACUAGUCAAAACUGACUAGUUUGCCUGUUUAAAACAACAACAACUUAAGACUGAUCGCACUUCUUACCUUGUUGGUUUAUAAGUCACUUUAAUUGAUAAUGAGUGAAAAUAAUUCAUUUGAUUCAGUUUUAAGUGAAUGACAGGUAACUCUGCCUAAGUCAAGUGUAUUGGGACAGUGUAUCACGAAGAAGAGGUAUUGAACACAUGUUUAGCAUAAUCUGGUCUGAAAAUUCGCUUGGCGAAUAUUUGACUUACGGAAGGAUUUCUCGUGAAAGUUUGCCUGUAGAUUUAUAAUUAUUGGAAGAAGUAUGGAAGUGGGGCAUGCACUGAAUAUAUGCGUAUAAAGUGCAUGAAUAAACUCGGUUAAAUGCUGGAUAUAACUUGAGAUGUGUAUCAUGUUGGUAUUACCAUCCAGGGGACUUAUGGCUUUCAGUCCUAGCUGAGAGGAACUACAUAAAUUACUACAUGUAGGUGAAGGAUGAUUUAUUGUUAAUAUUGUUCAUCGAUAUUUGUAUCACCAACAUUCUUGGCUGAUAGGUAUUAUACAUCUGUGAUAUAUUUCAAAGGGCUGGCUCCCUUUAAAAAAAUGUGCUUGAUGAAAAAUAAAAAAAAAUACACCUUUCUUUCAUUCCUUUGAUAUCUCGACCA